Molecule: messenger RNA, 5229 nt
Organism: Babesia bigemina
Lineage: Eukaryota; Apicomplexa; Aconoidasida; Piroplasmida; Babesiidae
Exons: 1
Coding region: 1-5229 (1742 amino acids)
Source: RefSeq, a predicted model, not a curated record
AUGGCGUUUUUGAGUGGUGUGCUUGAAGCGGUGAAAAACGAAAAUGAAGUGACAACUUACUAUUCUAAGAUGGAUAAAACACUCGAAAAAAUUAAAGACAGUAUGCACAAAACUGGCGGAUUGUCUGCGGCCGUUGAGGCUGUGAGCGAGGCGCUGGGGGAGUGGGAUGGGGAGCUAGAUAAAAAAACUAGCGCACUUAAAAAAUCAUUAGAAUACUUAAAAACAGAAAAAUUUAAUAAUAUGCAUGAUUCACUUAAUAAACUUAAUGCUGUAUAUGGUGACUCACUUAGUAAGGUGCCUGUGUUGCUUGACGCCUGCAUCGCUGAUGCUGGGUGGAUCUCGGGAGCGUAUGAUGCCGCGGAAAAUGAGUACGAGAAUCUGGAUCCGACGCUUAGAGAUAAGUUGAAAGAUGCGUUAUAUAAAAUUAAGUUGCAGGUGAAAUCGUUCGAGGCGGCGGCGGCGAACACGGAAUUAAAAGACGUAGUCGACUUGGCUGGAAGUGAGUUGCUAAAUCUCAAACAGAAGGUGGAUGAAAGAAUUGAUGAGCGUAUGAAUGAUGUGAAAAUCAGAUUGGGGCAUGAAUUCAAAGUUCAGAUACACGAUCCUCUAAAUGCUGUAAAAAAAACUUUAACGUCAGUUGAUACAGACCUGAAAAAAUGGAUUGACCGUGCCACGGAGAUUGCAAAGUAUGGCAUUGAGCAGUCUAAAGCUAUAUUGAAGGAGGUUACAGAGCAGUCAGGGACUAAGAAGGCCGGAGCUGACGCGGAAAAAUGGAGGAAUGUUGAAAAGGCCGCGUUGCAGUUGAAGCAAAAGGCGCAGAAGCUCUACGACGCGGCUAGUACGGCUAAGAAAAGUGUUGAGAGGUUGGUGCCGGAAGCGCUCUCUGAUGUGCUUAAGCUGGACAGGGCGGUUAGGACUGGAUUAAAGACUACGAAGGAUAAAAUUAAAGGUGCACUGAGAAAGUACAUUAAGGAGCAGCUGCUGGGAACCAUUAUGAAACAGGUUAAAAGCAUUGAAGGUGAGAGAGAAGAGGAAGGGUUGCAGGGAAUCAUGACAAAGGUGGCAGAGUACGCAAAGAAGUUCCAAAUAAAAGGAUUAAAUAAGGGUUCAUUUGGAGAGAUAGUACAGGAAUGGGUAGAUGAUAGUCUGGGAGAAGAACCCGUUAAAGGCUGGUUAACAAGUUAUUUUGAGCAAAGGAGUAGAUUCAAUCCGCCUUAUGAUGAGUGGGACAGCAGCGGGAGAGAUAAUGAAGAACGCACUCGAAAACUGGCAGGUAUAAUUGUUCGACAACUCGAAAAUCAAAUUAGUCACGCCGUCAGUAUGGCAGCACAUUUCACGAUCGAAGGUAGCAUUCAAGCGUAUGUUGAUGCCGUUCAGACCGGGUGCAACGAAUUUGCGAAAAACCUUGGCGAGAGGAUUAAGUCACAAACCAAAAACAGGCUGCUAGCCAGUACAAUAGCAGGUAAUAUUGAAAGAGCUCCAGAUGGCCUAGUCAUGAACGGCAAUACAACCAGCGAUCAACAUCUCACAUUUGCCGUCGACGCUAUUCUCCAUCAACUCGUCGGUAUGGCGAUGAAAGCUGGAGAAGCCAUCGAUUCGUUCACAGUGGAUGCAACCAAAAUGAGCACUAGCGUCAAUGACGCCCUAAAAGUAGUUAGGAGUCUUUGGAGUAAUAUCGAUCAGGCGACUAGGGAAUCCGGUAUUGGCGUUAAUGCCAUUUACGUCGACGACGUCACCGAACCUUAUGAUCUAACUCAAAGUGUUGAAGGCAUUCUUCUUGGCAUACUUCGAAAUGAUUUUGGCUUGGAUAGCGACGGUGACGGCAAAGUAGAUACACUUGUUGUUAAAAACUUUGAAGAUUACGAUGGAUUGAUUAAGCAAGCUACAGUGCCCCGUAUUACGAACGACAAAUUUCUUGGCGGAGACUCAACCGAAGGCUCUCUUUGCAAUAAGAUUGGAGAGAUCAAAAGGGAGGUGGCCGGAACGCAUCUCAUCGAUGUUGAAAGUGGCUCCACUCUCGAUUCUGGUGAUCGUACCGACAGCACUAAAUUUUACAGUGACAGCUUCGGCAACAUGCUCACCGAAGUCGAAUCAAGGCUCGCUGAUCUCAUGUCCACUAUCAAGAAUCUGGCCGAAAAUUCAAAUAUAUCCGAGGAACGAGACCAAAGAAAAGGUGUCAAGAAUUAUUUCGAGGAGCUGCAGAAGAUGAUUCAGACUGAAUUUGGGAGCGAAGAUAAUAAGCACCUUGAUAAAAUUAAAGAACGUAUUGAAGGCAUCCUUAAUACUAACUCAGAUGGAAACUUGAAAGAUAUAGUCUCCAAAGCCACGCAAUUCAAAACAGAGGUCAUCGACAAGGAAGCUGCCGCGGCCAUCAAAUCGAUUAAAGACUUCGUAGAUAAACAGGUCGCCGAUAAAAUUAAGAAUAUACAGGGCCAAGCCCGAACGCUGUAUCACAGUAAGAUUAGCGGCAUAUUUAAGACCAUGAAAACGAAGGUGGAAAAUUAUAUAUCGAACGUCAGUGAGAUUACCGGCGAAGAUUCGCGCACCGGCGUCAAAGGCCUGCUGAGGAAGGUGAUGGAUCAUGACCGGAAGGGUAAUGAUGACACCAACAUGCUUAAGAAGUUGAAGAAUAACGCAUCCGUAAAAUCAUUAUCAUCGCCCCUAAAAGCUUUCCUCAGGCCCAUCCUCACCCACGUCGAAACCGAAGUAAAGACUGCGGACUCCACCUCUUCUAACAAGCAGGAGAAUGAAUGCUCCAACAAGGUCAAUCAUAUCCACAGCCGUGUCAGCGCACUGCUUCGUCACUUCUCCAAUGGAAACAGCAAGUACAACUUCGACGAUACCUUCGUCACCUCGCUCCUCAAUCUCAAGUCCUCCCUCGCUGACCUCUCCGCCCCGAGGUUCUCCGGCUACGAGCAUCCCCUGCUCCUCGACUCUCUUAAGGACGGGUUAAUGCGAUUGUGCGAGGAGUUGGAUAAGUCGUAUGUGAACACGUACUCUGGUCAGACGAUUAAGUGGGAGGAGGAAAGCAAUACGGACAAAACGUAUUGCGCGAAAAUCUUGGUCACCAUCAUGAAGAUAUUCGGUGACGAUUUAGCACUGCUGAAGCACGAAUGUGAGAACGGUUGGAAGGAGAGCAAAAUAUCCCUGCUUUCCCAGUCCGGCAGGUAUAAUCACCUAGGUAAUUUCCUGAGAAACUGCGGAUACGUAGUGACCAAAAAGGAUGGCUCGCAAAACGGGGAACUGCAGUGCUCUGCCAAAAUGAUUGGGAAAUCCAUUGUUAAUAAAUUUGGCAUUACCGUAGUGUCGAGAUAUGACAGUCGUCUUUUAAUGGAAACUCUUAAACUUCUCGUAGAUCACAUCAGCGAUUACUACGAAACUUGCCACCUCGGCACAUGGCAGUCGAAAACGUAUCCAUCGUCAGUAUACGACAUGCUUCGCUGGUUGUCCGGCUUCACGCAUAAUGGAGUCUACCAAGCAUUAUCGUUCAACGGUUUCGAGGAGCUGUUCGAGAAGCCGGAGGAAGAUGACACUAUUACGCUUGAAGCAGAUGGCAUCACCGGCACAAAUCUCAACGCAUUGUCGCUGUCGGCCUACCCGCACGACAUUAAACCAUCUAACCUAACCGCUGCUCUAACAGAUGUUUGCAACCACUCCCACGCUGUCCUAACAACCAUCCUAGGUCAUGGCCAUGGUGAAGGUGUAUACGCCUGCGAGUUCGAUACAAAUUCAGCUGGACUAGUGUAUCCCGCAGACUUCAACACAAUGGUCUGCAUGAUACGUGAUAUCAUCAACAGACUAUACGGUCAGCUGCAGUUCUUAUACCAACAAUGUAAAUACGAUACUGCGCUAGGUGGCUGGCUUGACUGCGAAUAUGGCCAAUGCGUCGGUGGCGCAAGUUGGCGGUGCAACGUCGACCAAUGCGUUAACCUAACGUGCAACCAAAAGGGUGGGCAAAGGGCUAACCAAAAUGGUAAUCAAAAGGCUGACCAACGAUGUCAAGAACACCCUAAGUGCGGUGUCAAGUCACCACUGCAGUCUUUCUUAGAAGAUAAAUUGCCGGGGUUCCUACCGCACAAUCUGAAAUCAGAAAGAGGAAAACUGGAGUGCUCGCUCAAGAGUCACGGUAACUUACCGUGCAUUACGCCGAUGGGCUUCUCAGGGAUAAGUCAGAUGGCAUCGCACAGAGCUACUGGUCAACGUAUCGUCGAUGUGCUUGCUGGCUAUUGUGGCACUCACACGUCUCCCCUCACUAGGAUUUGCGGCUUAUUUAAUUGCAUAUUACCUAGCGCACCUAAAACGCUCAGCGAUAUGUUCGGGUUCUAUUACAGCUUCCUUUAUGAGUGGGAUCAAAAGAGUAAUCGCAACAACAAGCGUAUUGAGAACAGGGAGACGGCAUUUAAGUCGAAAGUCAGCGAAGCUGAUUUCGAAAAUCGGAGCACGAAGCUGGACAUUACCUCCAUGUUUGGCAGUACUGAUCAUAAAUCUAAGACUGUUGAAACAUCGCAUCUUACCGGCGAUCUCUACUCUCUCGUCUGUUGUAACCCAUCGACCAAUUCAGCGCAGCCAUGCGGCGCAUAUCUUAGACCGUUAUGCUAUGAUACCUGUACCAUGUUCUCGAAGGAACACGCCGACAAGUACCUUUCAUGGAUUGUUUACUUGACGGAGACAUUCUACACCGCGCUCCAAAAGUUGUUAGAGGACUGCCGGAAAACGUGCGGUGCGGAUGCAAGAAAAUGCAAAAUUGGUAAAUGUAAAAAGGAUUGCGGAACCAAGGAACAUCCACUUGCUCCAUCUGCGAAUCACAAUGGCUCAUGUGGGUCAAUAGUGGAGUGCGGGUACAUUCGUCCUACAUUCUUCAGAUAUGGUUUCACACACGAUAACGUUGCCAGCCUCAGCGGUGUAUCAGGUGACUCACAUAAGAGGACCUGCACAGAUUUCUGCGCAGCAUUGCGUAUUGUCACCAAAGAAGGAAAUGCCCUCUACGAUAUCGUUAACAAAACAAUUCCCGAAUUCCUUUGGACUAUAAGACAGAAAUUCUUCUGGACCACUGUCGCACUUUGGUCACUAUCCCUCUUGUACCUCAUCUGCGUAAUGGUUGGCAGACUGGAUGUGCUGCAUAUCCGAUCGCACCUCAGAUCACCGUCAUCGCACAGGAUAGCUGCGCAAUCAUUGUUGGCUGCAGCGCAAGUCGGAAGGCUUGCCAAGAUAUCGUACCUACAACCGUGA